GGCACUAUCAGUAUAACAGAAUUAGCAUAAAGAUAACGUAUUGCCCGCCAAAGUGCAAAGGACGAAUCCCACUGCCAAAAUGGCAGAUACCACUAUAACAAUACAGGUCAAUCCCCAAAGCCAGAAGAUGAGUCGCGAGUUUCACUCGUCCGUGCUUCUAUCGAAUGCAUCUUUGUGGUCUCUACUAUCUUGCUGUUGGUCUUGGUUACGAACCAGGCAGUCUAUAGCGAUCCUAUGUACACCCUCCAACAUACAAUCCUCUUCAACAAGAUCAUCGGUAGAGGUCCCGCAGACCAUAACUGCUCUCUGCCCACAGCACGCUAUGAUGUCAAUACCGGUAGAGCCGCAUGCUACCCUUGUCGGGUAGCAUAUGGAUGGUCGAGCUGAGGUCCCUUGAGCUGCAGCACCUAGGCAUUGACCGUUUCAAAUCAUCCGAGAGAUCCUGGAACCGCGAUGAAGAGGAUGACUUCUGCGAGAAAAUUCGAACGCUCGGGGAAUCCUGGCGUUCACGCUCUUCCGAUACGCUAUGGAUUGGGGGAAGGUGUCGCAAGCUGCACGAGAUGGAGCCAGUAUUUUCCAUUUGCCGUCAUGCUGGUUUCCUGGAGGGGGGUGGGGUGUAUGUGGGUUCUCGAUAUCCGCGGAGAACACGGAAAGUCUUCAAGCAGGGCGAUAGCAGUGCGGAAUGCACUGAUAAUGGAGGAGCUAUGCAUUAUCCUAGAAACUCUCGGAGCUGUCUUCUGCAAAGACAUCAAACGUUGUCAAGUCCUGACCGACAUAAUCAAAGAGCCAUACCGACUGGCAAAAUGGAUAAGAUAGACAGACAAACAGCCAAUAGAAAGCCUGUAAUUUAGCCUCACCCCUACGGUUUGAAAAGGUUCGUAGAGCACCCCAGUUAAGUUACUGGACUCAGUGCAGAGUAGCAGGUUCGUAGAAGGUCGGAAAUAAAGAAAAGAGAUGAAGUAUAAAACAUGCGCGUCAACUGGUAUAUACAA
Messenger RNA from Aspergillus alliaceus, 992 nucleotides. RefSeq lists its product as uncharacterized. Bases 348 to 851 code for a protein of 167 amino acids. The record is from RefSeq and is a predicted model, not a curated record. NCBI's taxonomy places the organism in Eukaryota, Fungi, Ascomycota, Eurotiomycetes, Eurotiales, Aspergillaceae. The transcript has a single exon.